AUGAACCAGCUUAUUGGCGGGCUGAGCGGAACCAAGGUCGGGUGUUCAGUCGAUGGCACAAUGAUAAAUAAUAUCAGUUAUGCGGACGACAUGGUCCUGCUGUCCCCAUCAGUCAAUGCGCUCAGGAAGCUUCUCUACAUAUGUGAAUCAUACGCCCAGUCGCAUGGACUCAAAUAUAAUGCCAGCAAAAGUGUUCUCAUGGUAUUUAAAGCAGGGAACAAGGCGCCUUCGAAUGUGCCGCCAAUUAAAAUCGCAGGGUCGGCACUAGAGAGGGUGUCCAAGGUGAAAUAUUUGGGUCACAUGCUGACGGAGACGCUACUGGAUGAUGAGGACUUAGAGAGAGAAAGGAGGGCGUUGGCAGUCCGCUGCAAUAUGUUGGCCCGCAGAUUCGCACGGUGUACCACAGAUGUAAAACUAUUACUCUUCAGAGCCUUCUGUCAGUCAUUUUACACGUGCAGUCUGUGGAUCAGAUUUACGAGGCGGGCUUAUAAUGCCCUGCGUGUGCAGUACAAUGAUGCAAUGAGGGCAGUGUUGAGGAAACCCAGGUGCUGCAGUGCUUCCGCAAUGUUUGCGGAUGCUUCCAUCGAUGAUUUCUUCUGCAUCAUUCGAAAAAGAACUGCAUCAAUGAUGAGCAGGGUACGUUCAAGCGCCAAUGCUGUCCUCAGAACGUUGGCUUACAAAAUAGACAGUCCGUUUAUUGUGUACUGGGCCAGUGUACACUUGCUUAGAAAUAAGAAAUAG
Molecule: messenger RNA, 741 nt
Organism: Spodoptera litura
Lineage: Eukaryota; Metazoa; Arthropoda; Insecta; Lepidoptera; Noctuidae
Source: RefSeq, a predicted model, not a curated record